Molecule: messenger RNA, 404 nt
Organism: Staurois parvus
Lineage: Eukaryota; Metazoa; Chordata; Amphibia; Anura; Ranidae
Source: the annotation of a GenBank genome assembly
CUCCGGGCAGAGGCACAUCGGGCUGGACUCCGGGCAGAGGCACAUCGGGCUGGACUCCGGGCAGAGGCACAUCGGGCUGGACUCUGGGCAGAGGCACAUCGAGCUGGAUCCGGGCAUUGGAUCGUCUGGCUCGACAGCGGGCAUCGGGUCACCAGGCAUGACAGCGGGCACCGGGUCAUCAGGUACCAGAUCGUCUGGAUCGACAGCGGGCACCGGGUCAUCUGGCCGGGCACCGGGUCAUCAGGCAUUGGAUCGUCUGGCUCGACAGCGGGCAUCGGGUCACCAGGUAUGACAGCGGGCACUGGGUCAUCAGGCGUGAUAGGAUCAUCAGGCUGGAUCAGUUCAUCAGGCUGGGUACAGACAUCAGGCUGGGUAGAGACAUCAGGCUGAAGUGCGGGUGCCGA